Messenger RNA from Lycium ferocissimum, 1976 nucleotides. RefSeq lists its product as uncharacterized. The transcript has 6 exons. Bases 216 to 1781 code for a protein of 521 amino acids. Gene Ontology annotation, biological process: protein transport. NCBI's taxonomy places the organism in Eukaryota, Viridiplantae, Streptophyta, Magnoliopsida, Solanales, Solanaceae. The record is from RefSeq and is a predicted model, not a curated record.
UCGUCAAUAAAAUAACGGCUCUUUUGUCCAUUGUCUGUAAUCGCUGGUCGUUGGGCCCCUCAAGAACCACCACGUCAUCCCUUGAUACUAAUCAUAUUUUCUUUUCAUCCCAAACGACCGUUACACAAACAACUCUCUGUCUCUUCUUCACUACCACCAUUCCACCAUUCUCACACACACACACACACUCUUCUCAUUGCUCUACUCUCCCUAAAAUGACAGUAGCAAAUGCUGCCACAAAGCACUGCAAGAAAGCUAUGAAGAUGGGUUUAUCUCUCUUUUGCAGAACCUUCAAUUCUUCUAAAUGCAAGACAAUGGCGAAGAUGACUGUGGCCAGGAUAAAGUUGCUUAGGAACAAGAGGGAGGUGGUUGUGAGGCAAAUGAGGAGAGACAUUGCUAUGCUUCUUGAGUCUCGUCAAGAUGCUACUGCUCGUAUUCGGGUUGAACAUGUGAUAAGAGAACAAAAUAUAUUGCAAGCAAAUGAGUUCCUCGAACUCUUCUGUGAACUUAUUGUGGCUAGACUUCCUAUCAUUGCGAAGCAAAGGCAAUGUCCAGCUGAUCUGAAAGAGGGGAUAGCAAGUUUGAUUUUUGCAGCCCCCCGGUGCUCAGAUAUCCCAGAAUUAAUGGGAAUUAAAGAUAUUUUUGAGAAGAAAUAUGGUAAAGAUUUUGUUUCAGCGGCCACUGAUCUACGACCCGAUGCUGGUGUAAAUCGAAUGCUCAUCGAAAAGCUCUCUGUGAAAACUCCAAGUGGUCAAGUCAAACUAAAGAUCAUGAAAGAAAUAGCCAAGGAAUACCAGGUUGAAUGGGACACUGGAGAAUCGGAGACGGAGCUUCUCAAGCCACCGGAAGAGCGUAUAGUGCGUCUUUCUUUCAAAAUCCAUCUAUAUCCAUGUAUGAUGCCAAACAUGUUCGAUGAUCAUCUAACUAGUAUCUAUUCCUUUGAUCAGGAAGGACCAAAUGGCUUUGUAAGUGCAACUAGCUUACCCCUGAAGCCGACCUCAAAGCAACCUGCUGAGCCUAACAACCUUCUGAGGGCUUCAGAUGACGGAGAAUCAAAAGUUGCCAAAUUUGAUGACCCAGCUUCAGCUGCUAAAGCAGCUUCUGAAUCUGCUAAGCAAGCAAUUGCGGCUGCUGAAGCAGCUGCAUAUCUGGCCAGUAAAGAUGCAAAAGCAUCUUCUGCUGGUUAUCAUGACUCAAUGAACAAUGCACCUGUUGACAAUAUCCCUUUCAUUUCUGGUGCUCAGGCUCCUCCCAAGUUCUCGCGGAGUGACGUGGCACCACCUUCUCACGAGUCUAUAGUUGAUUUGUAUGAUAUGCACUGGCGUAGAAAGAACAUGAGGAAUUCUGAAAAUUCUCAUGGUUCUGCUGGUGAAGAGAUGCCAUUAGAUAUGAAAAGAUCAGAGAAGUUUUAUAGGAGACGUAGCUAUAAUGUUCCAUCCUCGAAUUCCAAUGCGAAGUAUGAUGAUUCAGACUGCGACGAGGAAAUUGAGAUGGAAGAUCCCCCAAGUCGUGGUAUCACAUAUCAACACAGCCCACCUAAUGAUACUGAUGGUGGAAAGUUCUAUAGAAGGCACAGCUACAAUGUUCCAUCAGCACAUUCAGGUAUCAAGUUUGAUGAAUCAGAUGGUGAUGAAGAGAUGGAAACUGAAGAAACCAUGAAAAGAACCAACCGAGCCCCUAACAGGCCUGCACCGCAAGUACCCCGGGUUCAUCCCAAAUUGCCUGACUAUGACACACUUACUGCUCGCUUCGAAUCUCUCAAGUCCCAGAAAUUUCGUUAGAUUAUCCAGGAUUCGUGGAAUCAGAUAUAUUUUGUGCCAGUCAUAUAAUAGUAUACAGUACAGAAACCAAAUGAUAUGUUAAAUGGUUCGCUUAUAAUAUGUAGCAUAAUUUCAUGGAGUUUACUUAUCCUUUUGUGUCACUUUAAUAAAUAUUGGUGUAAUAAAUCUUGCAUAUCCAUUUUGCAAGGUUGUCCA